Messenger RNA from Calidris pugnax (ruff), 2772 nucleotides. RefSeq names its product serine/arginine-rich splicing factor 5-like. The record is from RefSeq and is a predicted model, not a curated record. Lineage: Eukaryota; Metazoa; Chordata; Aves; Charadriiformes; Scolopacidae. Bases 708 to 1547 code for a protein of 279 amino acids. Gene Ontology annotation, molecular function: mRNA binding. The transcript has 8 exons. Gene Ontology annotation, cellular component: cytoplasm; ribonucleoprotein complex; nucleus.
UGUUUGACUCAGUCAUUCACGGGCAGAUAGUUUGCACGUCCUCCGCUGUGUCUAUGAGUUUCUCAGGCAGUCAGUUCCAUCCACCCCACGUUCGUUUCCUUCUGCGAUUCUUCUCUCUUCCCCGCUUUGUUUUUCUAGAACGAAGACAGCAGUUAUGCAGUCGUUUUAAGCUGUCAAAUCUAUGUUGUCCCCAAAAUGAGUGCUGUUGCCAGAGUGACUGUUCUUGCUGUGUUUUAAAGCACAUAGUUACGUAAGUCUGUCCUUCCUCUGCAAAGACCUGGAUUUCCCUUAAUACUCACUGCUGGCCUUGCCGGUGUUUGUGUGGUGAGGGUGCUUCGGGGAAACAGUCUGCUGGAAGACUGGCUACUCCACGAAGGAGCUGAAUCAGUCCUCUGAGCUGGAUUUGCAUGUGGGCAUAAAGAUGCAAGUGUGAGCACAAAGGAGGGAAUGGUCACAAAGGGCAGCUUAAGCUCUUGUAGGGGAAGCACAGAACUUUUCACGUGAAAGCGAUUAAGUAGCUAUCGCCUCAGGUUCGGUGACAAUUUAGGUAAAGUGCAUGCUGUCACACUUGUACCCCUCGGCCCAUAAGAAGCCCUAUACCCUGCCUUCCAAAGUUCUGGCACUGCUCUGGUGGCACAGUGAGCCCAAGUAAAGAAGUUAAUCGGCAGAAACCUAAUGGGUGUUAACACGCAAGCAUCAACCUUAAGAUGAGUGGCUGCCGGGUCUUUGUUGGACACUUAAGCUCACGUGCUCGGGAACGGGAUGUGGAGAAAUUCUUCAAAGGAUAUGGACGUAUACGAGAAAUCCAUCUAAAAAAUGGGUUUGGAUUUGUGGAAUUCGAAGACCACAGGGAUGCUGAUGAUGCAAUUUAUGAAUUAAAUGGUAAAGAGUUGUGUGAUGAAAGGGUUACAAUUGAGCAUGCUCGAGCCCGAAGAGGAAGGGGCAGAUUCCCACAACGGUUCAGUUAUUACCAGUCACAGAGUGGAUCUAGCCGGUAUGGCCCUCCUGUUCGUACUGAACACAGGAUCAUAGUUGAGAACCUUUCAUCCCGUAUCAGCUGGCAGGACUUGAAAGAUGUAAUGAGAAAGGCAGGGGAGGUCACCUAUGUGGAUGCACACAGAAACAACAGGAACGAAGGGGUUGUGGAAUUUGCAUCUUACAGUGAUAUGAAGAGUGCACUGGAAAAAUUGGAUGGCACUGAGCUGAAUGGACGCAGAAUUAAACUGACUGAAGAUCACAGAAGGCAUAGAAGCAGAUCUCGAUCAAGGAGUUACUCAAGAUCUCGCAGCAGGUCCAGGUCUACAGGAUCUUCCAGAUCGGACAGCCGGUCCAGGUCCAGGUCAAGAUCAAGGUCCAGGUCCAGGUCUCGCUCUCGAUCCCGGUCCCGAUCCCGCUCUCGAUCCCGGUCUCGUUCUCGCAGUCGUACACCUAAAAAGAGUUACUCGCAGAAAAGCCACCGCUCCAGCUUGCUAGCUUCUUCCCCAUCUCCCUCUUCUUCUAAAAGAAAAUCUCGUUCUAGGUCGAGCUCUGCUCAUAGCCGUAGUUAACUUGCUCUUAGAGAUGUAUUAAUGCAUUUAAUUUGAUUCAAGUUUCUUGAAGACUUGAGACAAAUUAUACAUGAGAACUGGGAGGGGAAGAGUUAACACGAUGAAAGGGUAACCUCCUCUUACAUUGCCAAAGUGCCUGUCAUCAAAUAGGCCAUCUCUGAGAGGAGGGGCUGUCAGCUUUCUCCUUUCAGUGAAGUCUGGAGUGGGAAGUCUUUUUUUAUGUUUUUUCCCUGCUAUUAGUAAACAUUUUUAUCAUAGAUAUAUUACGUACACAUAAUGCUGAGGUAAUGGGAUGAGACAAUAUGCUGCUUUCUCCCUCUAUUGCCCCUACUUUCCCCUCCACCUCCAAGGCCUUUGACUUCCAAAAUACUCUUUUAGCUUUUGUCCUUGGUAUUAAGUCCCUGAGAACAGGAAGUAUAGAUUUUAUUCCUUUAAGGUUCUGUGGCUGUUUUUCUGUGUGAGAAUGAAUGGACCAGCUGAAUUUAGAGUUCACUUUUUUUCCCCCUUCGCUUGGCUUAACAGGCUGUUUUAAGUUCCAGCUUUAAAUGACCUUGGUAAUAUGCUUAAUUUGCAACAGACUUUCAGGAAUACACAUUGGUCAGUUGAAUAUUGCUCAGUUGGAUAGUGAAUCAAUACAAUGUUAACCAGUAAUGAAAGCUGGAAUUUUCUGUUAAAAUGAGAUGUACCAUCCAGAUGUCAGGAUUAUUGAGACUCCAUUAUACUAAUUUUCCAGUAAUUCACUAGUAUGUGGUAUUGUACGUAGAGGCCUUAUUUGACAGGUGACUCCAUAAAACUGCACAGAAAUGUCAAUAUGCAUGUCCAUGUUUUUGAUGUUCAUAAAAGUGACAUAGCUUUCAUACCCAAAAAGUAUGAUACUGAAUAACAUGUGUAUGACUAGCAAUAGUCUUGAUGGAAAGGAAGGUUAUUUUAGUAAUCACAGCAGCAAAAUUCCCAGGAAAAGUGUAGUCAGUUGUGACAGGAAACAUUAAUCAUAUUAAAGCAUAAAGAGCAUAAUUUCUUUAAAUCUCCUGAAUGCACAGUUGUUUUGAUUAAUAGAAAUUUCCACUGCAAAUACUGUUUGUUCUUAUAAUUGGAAUUACAUUUUUUUAACUUCUGUAUUGUUAAAGAAGGGAAACAUUUUUGGAAAAAUAUGUAAAUUAAUCCCAAAGUCUUACAUGUGUUUAAAUGUACCAUUCCUAAUAAAAUAAAACCUUUUUCUGGCUUA